Messenger RNA from Ananas comosus (pineapple), 1899 nucleotides. RefSeq lists its product as uncharacterized. Gene Ontology annotation, molecular function: protein dimerization activity; DNA binding. The transcript is spliced from 2 exons. Bases 1 to 1899 code for a protein of 632 amino acids. Lineage: Eukaryota; Viridiplantae; Streptophyta; Magnoliopsida; Poales; Bromeliaceae. The record is from RefSeq and is a predicted model, not a curated record.
AUGGUUCGAAAGAAAGAUAGGUUUUGGAUUCACUCGGAAGAAUUGAGUGAAAAAUUUAAGUGCAAAUAUUGUUCUAAAGUGUACUCGGGUGGUGUCGCAAGACUCAAAUCCCACUUAUCUCAAGUUUCAGGACGUGAUAUUGAAACAUGUGAUAAAGUACCACCAGAUGUACAACCAGAAGCAUUUAUAGCUGUAUGUGGAGAUUCUAGCAAAAGAGCUAAGAGUAUUGGAAGUACAAAUGUCAAUGAGUCUGGAGAAAGUAUUGCAGUUUCUGGUUCUAGAUCAUUUGGAAGAACUAAUCAAAUGACAAUGCAGGAAGUUUACAAGAAAAAGAACAAAGAAGAAGUUGAUCAGUCUCUUGCUAAGUUUUUUAUAAUGAAUAACAUUUCUUUUAAUGUUGUUCAGUCAGCGUUAUUCCUUGACCUUAUAAAAGAUGUUGCGAAUUAUGGCUCUGGCUAUAAAGUACCAUCAUAUUCAACACUACGAAUAAAAUUGAUUACAAAUGAAAAAAAGGAAGCCGAGACAUAUGUUGGAAAGGUGAAAUCCUCAUGGCAUUUGAGUGGUUGCACCAUUAUGUCAGAUGGUUGGACUGACUUGAAAGGAAAAGCAUUCACUAAUGUCAUUGCAUAUUCACCUGGAGGUGCGAUUUUUAUGAACUCUUUUGAAUGCUCAAAGGAGAGAAAAACUGCUAUGUAUCUUAAAGAUAUUUUAUCAUCUGUAAUUGAAGAUAUUAGGCCAGAUAAUGUUGUCCAACUAAUCACUGACAAUGGUAGUAAUUUUCUAGUAGCAGACGACAUGCUUUUGGGAAAGUAUCCAAGAAUGUACAAAACACGAUGUGUGACACAUGGCUUACAAUUACUCUUAAAAGAUAUAUAUAAGAAUGUUGAAUGGGUGCGAAUCGUGAUUGAUGAGGCGAGGUUGAUUGAAAAUCAUAUGUACAAGCACACCGUUCUCUUGGCAUUGAUGCGAGAAGCUACUCACAAAGAAUUAAAGCAUCCAUGUGCUACAAGAUUUGCUUCAAAUUUUCUUGUGUUGCAAUCACUUGUGGAUGUUGAGAAUGAAUUAAGGCUUUUUGUUGCUUCUGCUGAAUGGAGAGAAAGUAACUUAAACAAAAGUCGGCAAGCAAAGAAAGUAACUGAGCUAGUCCAAAAUAAUGAAUUUUGGAAUAGAGCAAAGGAGGUCCUACAAGCUUUAGAGCCUAUUGUUCGAGUCCUACGUUUAGUUGAUGGUGAGGGAUCUACUUCUGGAUACUUAUAUGAUGCUAUGGAAAGAGCCAAAGAAGCAAUCAAGUGUCGCUUGGGUAAUAAUCAAAAUAAAUUUAUGCGCAUAUGGGAUUUAUUUGAUGAAAGAAGAAAUGGAAAUAUUAUACAUCCUAUACAUGCAGCUGCAGCUCUUCUGAAUCCAGCUUAUAUGUGUCGUGAAGGGUUUAGAGAAAGUCGAGAGAUGAAAGAUGGCAUAGAUUUCAUGUUUGAGAAUCUAAUUCUGCCAGAGGAGAAAGAAGAUUUUUUAAAACAAGAUUAUUGUGGUGAUCCACUUCCAGUGCUAAGAAAAUAUGCAGUUCGUAUUUUAAGCCAACCAUGUAGUUCUUCAUCUUGUAAGAGAAAUUGGAGUGCCUAUGAAACAGCACAAACAAAGAAAAGAAAUAGAUUAUCUUCGGAAAUGUUAGAUAAUCUUGUUUAUACUAGAAUGAAUACAUUAGCAAUGAAAAAGUGGUCCACUUUGGAAUCACAAGAUUUGGAGCCUAUUGAUUUAGAAAAACUUCAUGAACUUUCGGAGUAUAUAGAUAAUGGAAAAGGUGGAGAUGGAGACGACGGCGAAGAAAUUGAAGAAAAUUCAUUAACUAACCUCGACCUUUUGUGGUUAAAUCAAGAGUCGGAGUUCGUUGAUUAUAAUUACUAA